This is a messenger RNA of Pelecanus crispus (Dalmatian pelican), 417 nucleotides long. NCBI's taxonomy places the organism in Eukaryota, Metazoa, Chordata, Aves, Pelecaniformes, Pelecanidae. The record is from RefSeq and is a predicted model, not a curated record.
AUGGCAGUCAGACUGUGUGAUGUGGCUUCUCUGCUUAGAAGUGGUUCGUGGGCAGCAGAGCCUUGGACUGGGCAGGUAAUUGCUGCCAUGGAAACACAACUGUCUAAUGGACCAACUUGCAAUAACACAGCCCAUGGUUCAACCACCAUAAACAAUUGCUCAUCACCAGUUGAUUCUGGGAACACAGAAGACAGCAAGACCAAUUUAAUAGUCAACUACCUUCCACAGAAUAUGACACAAGAGGAGCUGAAGAGUCUGUUUGGCAGCAUUGGUGAGAUAGAAUCCUGCAAGCUUGUCAGGGAUAAAAUAACAGGACAGAGCUUGGGUUAUGGUUUUGUGAACUAUGUUGACCCCAAGGAUGCUGAAAAAGCUAUCAACACUCUGAAUGGAUUGAGACUUCAAACUAAAACCAUAAAG